Durotheca rogersii is the source of this 1738-nucleotide messenger RNA. RefSeq lists its product as uncharacterized. The record is from RefSeq and is a predicted model, not a curated record. NCBI's taxonomy places the organism in Eukaryota, Fungi, Ascomycota, Sordariomycetes, Xylariales, Xylariaceae. The transcript has a single exon. The coding region runs from base 152 to 1390 and encodes 412 amino acids.
GUGCCCCCAGACUGGUCCCAGCCUUAUCGUACUACCUGCUGCUGCCUAUUGCUGCCCAACUGGUACCGCCAUCGAACUUCCAGUCUUACUGCUGCUACUCCAAUGCUAGUAACAAGGGCAGUUCAUAGCCCUCCUAGGCCCGCAGAGAAAGAUGGACUGGGGCAUGGUUGCGGCCGUCGUUGCCAUCGUGACCAUUCCGCUCUACGCGUCUCCGCUCCUGCUCGCACCCGCCUUUAAUCUAGUGCGCGAGUACGUGAUCCGAAUCCUCUACCGAAGGGCAGUAUGCGGGAGGAUCAGGUGGCAAGACCUCCCAAGCCAACAGCGCCUCACCGUUGCCACUUCACACCACGAAUGGUUCCGGCGAUCUGGGGUCGCCGGUACACCGGGAGUUCUGGGACCCGGCGGUUCGAGCAAUGCACAAAUUCUCAACUUUUUUCGGUAUGUGUGGCACACUGCACCCCGAGUAGAGGAACGACCUCGAUACCUAAAGCUCGAGGGACAGUACCUGGGUAUCGAUUCAAACGCCCUGAUAGUGGCCCUCAUGCUGGACGACAGGGCAGUUUCGUUCAUUUUCUCUGCGAGCGCACCUCAUCACGUCGGUAAAGGUAGCACUUCCAACAUUCGAUAUGCACGCGGAUCGCCGGAGGGCAUCUUUCGCUAUCACGAAACCGAUGGUGGCGAUGAUGCGUACAUCCUCGGCCGUCUUCACCGCUUUCCUCUCCCCCCCGCCGUCCAAAAUAGAUUCCACGGCCUGUCCAAGGACGACCUCCUCCAUAUCGCCCAGGGCUACCCGCCGUUCUAUCGCAGCACAUUCAAGGCCCGCUCCGGCGUUGACGUUGCCCACCCAGUCCGCGAAGAGCGGGACGCAACUCGCGCCGGUUGGGUCGUCGCCAUCGGCUUCGCUUCCGAUCCGCCGAUCCGCCUGUAUAACAACAGGUUCAUGCCUCGGUACGAAGAAGCAUGCCGCCGGGUUCUCCAUGUGCUCGAACACAUCCUCGUCCCGGCGUUUAAGGAUCAUCAAGGUGUAGGACAGACGUUACGAAGCGCCGUGAGAGGUGUCAAAAACAUGAACCGCGACAAGACAGGCAGCGUCCUGUCCCGGGACAUUGAUAUUGCCGUCUUUGGUGACGGUGAUGAUUCUGACAACAUCGGCGUUAAUCUAAGCGCUAGAGACAUACGUUUGGUUUUGGACCUGUUCAACUCUUACAGUCGGGGUGAACUAAGUGACACCGAGCGUUCUGAUAUCGAGACAAUCGUGCUCGAGGCGCUGAAGGCCGCCGUAAAGGGCGUCUACACGUGGUGGCAAUAUGUAAAUAACCAGGGUCAUGCCAUUCCCGAGUGGCUCCUCGACGAGAGGACACAGUUGUGCCCGAUAUGGCUCGAGGAUUAGGAGCCCAGCAAUGAAAAAUUGUACCGAGUGACUUGGGUUUGAAGGUAUCCCAUUCGAUGAGAGAUUCGUACAGGCUCUGAGCUGGUAUCGAAUAGCCUGGGGCUGCCCAUUCCGCUGUUGCGUCAUUGGCAAGUCCUAAAAGUGCGUAUAUUUUGUCUCUGCGGUCGGUGGAAGCUAGGUAAUGGUACCAGCUUGGUUACGAGUGUGCCGAUAGAAAGUCCAAAAGAGGCAGAUCUUUGAAAGACCUCUUGUUGUGUAAAACGUAGACGCCUACAUUUACGCUGUGGGGUAUGUAGGCAUAUAAGGGCUGGUUCAAUUGCUACGUGACACCUCUCUCAUGUCGAAGAC